This is a messenger RNA of Ostreococcus tauri, 1002 nucleotides long. RefSeq names its product HAD-superfamily hydrolase, subfamily IB,PSPase-like, bacterial. The record is from RefSeq and is a predicted model, not a curated record. The transcript has a single exon. Lineage: Eukaryota; Viridiplantae; Chlorophyta; Mamiellophyceae; Mamiellales; Bathycoccaceae. Bases 1 to 1002 code for a protein of 333 amino acids.
AUGCCGGAGAUGUCCGCCGACGCGCGAGCGCGCGAGCGCGCGCGCGGGGAGGAUGAGAGCGACAGCGCGAGAGAGAAUCGCGCGCCGGAGACGACGUCGACCAAGCGAGACGACGGACGCGCGAAGGAGGUCGCCGACGUCGCGCCGGACGUGGUCGAGGCGCGCGCGCGCGCGGACGCGUUGCGCGCGACGACGGAGAGGGGGGCGGAGGCCGCGCUGGGGUCCACGGUGACGGAUGGAGGCGCGAUCGAGGACGGCGGCGCGUCCGGAGGACGGAACGCGGUCGCCUUCUUCGAUCUCGAUCACACCAUCGUCGACGUCAACUCGUCGUGGUUGUGGGUGAAGAGUGAGAUAAAUAGCGGACGCGUGGGCGUUGGGCACGUCGGGACGGCGCUGUAUUGGUUCUCGAGGUACGCGCUCGGGUACGGAGACGGCGCGGAGACGGCGGGACGGGACGCGGCUCUGCUAUACAAGGGCGAGACGGAGGACUCGUUUCGCGAGCGCAUCGAGAAUUUCUUUCGCAUGGAUCUGGCGAAUAGGACACGACCGGGGUUUAAGACGGUCUUGGACGAGCACAAGGCGCGAGGCGUGCGCUGCGUCAUGUGCACGUCAACCUGGCAGCACCCAGCAGAGAUUGGAGCGGAGAUUUAUGGCUUGGAAACGGGUAGGGAGAACAUCGUGUCGAGUCACAUGGGCGUCGACGCGGACGGUCGAAUGGAUGGAACGAUCCAAGUCGUAGCGUACGGCGAUGGCAAGUACGAGACGACAAAAAAGUGGUGCGACAAAAACGGGAUCAAUCUUCGCGACUGCUAUUUUUAUACCGAUAGCAUGUCCGACGUCAAACUGUUAGAGAACGUUGGGCAUCCGGUGUGCGUCAACCCAGACUCGCGGCUGAAGAAGUACGCGAAGGAAAAGGGUUGGCCCACGGUGGACUGGGGUAAAUCGGAGGAGAAGAAGAAAAAGCCGCGAUACACGUACGGUUGCUUGACGUGCAGCGCAUAA